This is a messenger RNA of Clarias gariepinus (North African catfish), 736 nucleotides long. RefSeq names its product cartilage intermediate layer protein 2-like. The record is from RefSeq and is a predicted model, not a curated record. The transcript has 7 exons. Bases 151 to 501 code for a protein of 116 amino acids. NCBI's taxonomy places the organism in Eukaryota, Metazoa, Chordata, Actinopteri, Siluriformes, Clariidae.
GUUACCAUCCAACCUGACAGAACUGGAGAGGAUCUGCAAGGAGGAACAGCAGAGGAUCCCCAAAUCCAGCGUCACGGAGCUCGCCGCUGUUCAGACGACUACACUGAGGAAAAUUUGAAGCACUGCUUUGGAGUGAAAUCUACAGGCAGCAUGAAGGAGUUGAUCUUUUGUGUCCUUUUGAUUGCUGGAGCUGGCAUCUCGAAAGUUGCAAGUGCUUCUUGUUGCCAGGUGUGUUACACUCAGUGGUUUGACCGUGACGACCCCACUGGGUAUGGAGAUUAUGAAACUCUUGAACACCUAAGAGCUGAGAACCCGGGAAAGAUCUGCAGUUGCCCUACAUCCAUAGAAGUUCAGACACUCGAUGGUCGUAAUGCAACAACUAUUGGACAAGUGUUUAGAUUCUUUGACACAGUGACUGGUUUCGCCUGCACUAAUGCUGACCAGCCAAAUCGCCAAAUGUGCCUGGACUACAAGGUGCGCUUUGCAUGCCCAUGUUGGUAGUGGCAGAAGACACUUGGCAUGACCUGGAAAUGCUGCCUGUGUUGCUGGUGCUUAGAUACAGGAGCUGAUUAAUGUACCAGGUUUAGAAAAGAUGCCUUUGAUCUUAUUGUUUUAAUCUACAUAUCACUCUAACAAUCACACUCAUUGACUUGUUUAAUCAUUAAAAUGUUCGGUUUGUUUAUUAAAUUCCUGAAGUGGUGUCUGUCCUAUUCUGUAUUCUUGCUAUUUUCAUGAA